Sturnus vulgaris (Common starling) is the source of this 2396-nucleotide messenger RNA. RefSeq names its product pleckstrin homology, MyTH4 and FERM domain containing H3 (gene PLEKHH3). NCBI's taxonomy places the organism in Eukaryota, Metazoa, Chordata, Aves, Passeriformes, Sturnidae. Gene Ontology annotation, biological process: signal transduction. The record is from RefSeq and is a predicted model, not a curated record. Gene Ontology annotation, cellular component: cytoskeleton.
CCCGGUGCCGUCCCGUUGGUGUCGGCGGGGCGAUGCCGUUCCCGGGUGGGCUGUGGUGGCUGCUGUGCUGUCGACGGGGAUUCACGCUGCUGCGGCGGGACUACGGCGAGGCGGAGCGGGAGGCGGACGGCGAGGCCGAAGAGGAGGAGGAGGCGUCCUUCGAGCUCCGCGCCCAGGGAGACCAGGGAUCCCUGGAGGUGAGCCUGAGCCAGCCCACCCGUAGCAGCAGUGGCUCGGAGCGGUCCCUGCUUGUUGCGGAGGAGAUGCGCAGCCUCAUCGUGGAGAAGGGCCCAGGGCCAGUUGAGGAUGACCCUGAUGCUCUUGUGAAAGGCUGGCUGCAGCGGGAGAUGCGGGGCUGCAUGAAGACCCCCUGGAUCCGUCCUCGGAAGUACUGGUUCGUGCUGACACCUGACUCCCUGGACUACUACAGCAGCAACGAGAAGGGGGCCCGGCGGCUGGGCUCCCUAGUGCUCACCAGCCUCUGCUCUGUGCUCUGGCCGGACAAGCAGCUCUACAAGGAGACAGGCUACUGGAGUGUGACGGUGUUUGGCAGGAAACAUUGCUACCGCCUGUACACAGAGCACCUCAACGAGGCUGUGCGCUGGGUGUGUGCUGUGCAGAAGGUCAUUGACAGCAAAGCUCCUGUCCAGACGCCCACCCAGCUGCUCAUGCGUGAUGUCGAGGAGCACAGAGACAGCCCCGAGGUUCUGGAGCAGAUCUAUCGCUGCAACCCCAUCCUGCGCUACACCAGUGGCCCCCUCUACGCUCCCCUGCUGCCCUUCCCCUAUGGCAGCCUGGACCAAAGCGCCCCUGGCCCCCGCAGCUACACCACGCUGCGUGAUGAGGCUGUGAAGCUCUUCAACUCGCUGCAGCAGCUGGAGUCAGAGCGGGACCCGGUGCCGCUGAUGCAGGGUGUCCUGCAGACCUGCCUGGACCUGCCACCGCUGGUGGAUGAGAUCUACUGCCAGCUGGUGAAGCAGACUACGGAGCCGCUGGCGCCAGGUGGGCAGGGCGACCUGCACUACUGGCAGCUCCUCACCUGCAUGAGCUGCACCUUCCUGCCUUCCCCGCCUGUCCUGCGCUUCCUGCGCUUCCACCUGGACAGGACAGAGAACCGUUUUCCUGCCUCGGAGAUGGCCAAAUAUGCCUGCUUCAUCCGGGAGGCGUUGGAAAAGACGAAGGGGAGGGAGUGCGUGCCCUCUCUGGAGGAGAUCCUGGUGCUGAUGCAGCGGCAAGAGAUGAUCUGCACAGUGCACUGCCCUGGGGUGCCCGCCUGCAGUGUGGCCAUCAGUUCCCACACCACAGCCGAAGAGGUGGCCCAGGAACUUGUGUCACGCCUGGGGCUGUCCCAGAGCCCCAACCUCUUUGCGCUCUACGAGCAGUCCCGGCGACGGGAGCAGCCAGUGGGCAGUGCCACACUGCUGGCUGAUGUCCUCACCAGGUUUGAAAACCUGGCUGGAGAGGACCGCGAGCAGGACCCACCAUGCCGGCUCUGCUUCAAGCACUACGGUUUCCUGGACACGGACAAUGUCCCACGGGACAGCCUGGAGUUUGCCCUCCUCUUUGAGCAGGCACAUGAGAUGGUGCUGCGGGGCUACGUGCCCACAUCAGAGGAGACACUGCAGACACUGGCGGCCCUGCGCCUGCAGAGUCUCAACAGCGACUUCUCCACCCACGCGCCCUUCCCGCGCCUGGAGGAGCUCUUCCCACCCCACGUGCUGCAUGCCCGCUUGCCACCCCUGCCCCACCAGCCCCCCACCAAGUGCCGGGGGGCCCGACUGCGUGCAGGGCUGCUGGCCGGCGGGCUCUGGGGUCAAGCGCUGGCCAAGCAGCGGGCGGAGAGGGACCAGCGCCUGCGGGGCCGUCUGCGCGAGGAGGGGGCCAGCACCAUGGCUGCCAUUGUGGAGAAGUGGAAGCUGCUGCAGGGCAUGGGCCGGCCCGAGGCCAUGGCCGCCUACGUGGCCUUGGUGCGGGAGUGGCCUGGCUUUGGCUCCACACUCUUCGAUGUCGACCUGCAUGCGAGCCCGUUGGGCUCCGGGCCCCAGCGCCUGUGGCUGAGCAUCGGGGCCAAGGCUGUCUCGCUCUACAAGCCGGGAGAGCCCGAGCCCUUGGACAGCUUCUGCUACGGCCGCAUCUCCUCCUUUGGUGCCUCUGACAGCAGCACCUUCCGCCUCUCCGUGGAGGAUCGAGACCUGCUCUUUGAGACCUCCCAGGUGGAUGAGAUUGCCCAGCUCCUCAACACGUACCUCGCCUCUGCGGGUGCCCAGCGGCUGCCCCGGCCCCAGGAGCCUCCCACCAGUAACCCCACCUCGGAGCCCACUGUGCUGCCCCAGGGGCUCUGCCCUGCAGCUGGGCCCUGGCAGCACCGGCCACCAGUGGGUUCCUCCCACAGCUAG